Messenger RNA from Elaeis guineensis (African oil palm), 1436 nucleotides. Lineage: Eukaryota; Viridiplantae; Streptophyta; Magnoliopsida; Arecales; Arecaceae. The record is from RefSeq and is a predicted model, not a curated record.
GUGGUACAAUUGUAGAAACAAAACAGGAGCCAGCUGCAGCGGGAAGGAGAACAUAGAAGAACUAAUAUGGCAGGAAGAACGGCGGCGGCGCUCUCACCGAUCGGGAUGAGGAUUAGGGCCUCUCUCGCCUCCAUCUCUCCUUCCAAUCCCUCCCUCCUCCUUUCCAAAUAUCCAGUUUCUGGAAGAUUUGGAUUGUCAAAGGUUUGGCCAAAGUGUCUUCGGCCCGUUUCACCGAUUCAUGCACCAGGAUCGGAGCCAGUAUUCAAUAUGCAGAGGAUAUUUAGGCAAAGCUUUAAACCAUCAGAAAGGAAGUUUUUAACUGGAAGUUUACUCGGCUUCACUGCUGUAGCUGGAAUGAUGAAUCAUCAAUCACAUGUUGCAUAUGCUAUGGAUGAUUUUGAGGACUUUGAAGAACCUUCAGGGUAUUUGAAGGAUGACCUAAAUGCCUUCUGGACUUUGGCAAGGAAAUUUCAGCUGCCAGCUGUACUGCUCAUGACAGUGUUGCUGGGAUGGAGGCAUCCUGUUACGCUUGCCAUUAAUAUUGCUCUUCUUCUUUUCUGCACGACGCCCAGCCCAUUCUCAGUGUAUGUUUUUAUUGAGCAGCUGCGUCAGAGAGAUAUGCGCCGAGAUCCUGGACUUCAUAAAUCAAAGUUCUUCUAUGCGAAGAAAGUUGAAGUCGAAGAUUACAAGUUCCUAUGCUUAGCAAAGGUUGAAUUAAGAGAUGUAAAGCUGAAAAUAAUUGGACUCUUGGGUGGCUGGUGGGUCAUUCAUACUGCACGAAUUUAGGGGGACACAAGAUUAUGAAGGUGAAAUAUUAUGAAUCAUGGGUGGCAGUUUGCUCACCGAAGUUUGAAGGCGCGGUGGAUUAGGCCAAGGUAUAGUGUAGUUUUUUGGAUAAAAAUUAGCAGCUAUGAUACCAUGUGAAAUUUUACUCUUGCAGAUGCAGGUGGUAGCUCUGCUCUUGCUGAAGGGUUUUUGUAAUUGAAUGGCUUUGCAUUCACAGCAAUAGAAUUUGUUGUACAGGGCUUUAUCCCUUUUUUAUCUCUGCCAGGAGUUGAAAGUUUUUUUGAUUUUUGUUAUUGAAUUGGGCAUGUCUGCAUCAUGACCAUGAUUUAGUAAGCCUUGUUAGCUGCGAUAAUGUACCAGUGCUUCAAGUGGGUCCAUCAAUCUCCAGCCAGUGUCGGUCCAAGUUUGGUUCAAAUGCAUUCAGGUCUACUACAUCCUUCUGGAUCUGAUUUAAUCUGGGAUAUGUGAAUAGACUUGAUCUGACUCAUAUGACAUCUGACUAGAUCAUAUUCGGUGGUCUGGAAGGUCCAGGAUGUUUCAUGAAAUUUAGGCUUCAUCUGAAUGUGUUGAUGUGAAUUAGCAACUUGGGUCUCGAUCCAAUUUGUCUGCACUAUGAAGCACAUUCCUCAAUUAAUAUGAUAUGCUUAGAA